Sciurus carolinensis (gray squirrel) is the source of this 886-nucleotide messenger RNA. RefSeq names its product natriuretic peptide A (gene Nppa). Bases 101 to 640 code for a protein of 179 amino acids. Lineage: Eukaryota; Metazoa; Chordata; Mammalia; Rodentia; Sciuridae. Gene Ontology annotation, biological process: negative regulation of systemic arterial blood pressure; neuropeptide signaling pathway; receptor guanylyl cyclase signaling pathway. Gene Ontology annotation, molecular function: hormone activity; hormone receptor binding. The transcript is spliced from 3 exons. The record is from RefSeq and is a predicted model, not a curated record. Gene Ontology annotation, cellular component: extracellular region; nucleus; cytoplasm.
UGCAAGUGACAGAAUGGGGAGGUUCUAGCCCUCCUGCGUGCUCAGACAGCGAGGGGGCUAUAAAAACGGGAGGCGCUGGGCAGCCAGGAGACAGUGACGGAUGAAGGCCAAGAAAGGGAAGCCAGAGAGGAGAGAGAAGACGCAGCAAGCUCCCGAUCGCUCCUUUUCCACGGCCAGCAUGGGCUCCUUCUCCACCAUCACCGUGGGCCUCCUCCUCUUCCUGAUGUUCCAGCUUCCAGGCCAAACGGGAGCUAACCCUGUGUACAGUGCCUUGUCCAACGCGGACCUGGUGGAGUUCAAGAAUUUGCUAGACCACUUGGAGGAGAAGAUGCCUUUAGAAGAUGAGGUUGUGCCCCCGCAAGUCCUGAGCGAGCAGAACGAUGAACCAGGGGCAGCUCUCAGCCCCCUCCCCGAUGUGCCUUCCUGGACCGGGGAGGUCAACUCAGCCCAGAGAGAGGGGGCUGCCCUGGGCCGGGGCCCCUGGGACUCCUCUGAUCGAUCUGCCCUCUUGAAAAGCAAGCUGAGGGCCCUGCUGGCCGCCCCGCGGAGCCUGCGGAGGUCCAGCUGCUUUGGGGGCAGGAUGGACAGGAUUGGAGCCCAGAGUGGACUGGGCUGCAACAGCUUCCGGUACCGAAGAUAACAGCCAGGGAGGAAAAGCAGCCGGGCCCCAGGCGGACUGCAGGAGACCCUCGUCCUGGGGGGUCUCUCCCCAAGUUUGGUCUCAUCUCAUUGCUACUGAGUUGUGAUGAACACUCUGUUGGAGAUCGAACUUCCUGUCGACAUUUCUCACACUUGAUGCUAAAUAUACAUCAAGUGGUUUAGCCGUGGCUACCUGCCGCUCCCACCCCACGCAUCCCGGUCAACCCCACUGCUACUGAAAGCCUUG